Molecule: messenger RNA, 1041 nt
Organism: Botrytis byssoidea
Lineage: Eukaryota; Fungi; Ascomycota; Leotiomycetes; Helotiales; Sclerotiniaceae
Exons: 1
Coding region: 1-1041 (346 amino acids)
Source: RefSeq, a predicted model, not a curated record
AUGAAGCUCUCAAGCAUUUCCACCGUGAGCAGUUUUCUGGCUCUUGCUUCCGCUCAGCUGUAUACCGAAACUGUUCCAGUUGUGUGUUCUGGCGCCCCCCCAUCCACUGUCACCCAGACUGUCACGAUCACCGAAGGAAGAUCUGGUCCAUAUUACCCCACCACUACUUUAGGCUAUCCCAUUACAUCAAAAUAUGUUAUCACAGCAGAUGGAACGGUGACCUCUGUCAAUUAUGAUGGAGAGACCGUGUCCACAGUCUGGGCUUACCCAACCGGUACCGGGAACAAAAAGCAUUGUACCGUUGCUACCUAUGAGAACGACAUUGUAAUCGACGUUAGCAUUGUCGAUAUCACGAUCAUCAUCAUUGAUGGUUUUCAUGUGACGAAGACUGCUACUGUAACCGAUAGCAUCACUUAUACUCCAACUCCUCCUAUUCAAACCACCACUACCUGGCCCCACAGCACUGAGACCGGUAACACGUAUGGCGAAAUCCAUCAUGUGACUGUAGGCGAUAAAGGUCUCAAUGUUUACUCUCCAAACCAAAUUAACGCCAACGUGGGUGAUAUCAUUCGAUUCACAUUCCUCGCCAGAAACCACACCGUCACUCAAUCCAACUUCAACACCCCCUGCAACUUCAACGGUGGUUUCGAUACUGGCUUCAAUCAAUUCAAUCCCACCAACGCUACCAAUAUCACCCGCGAUUUCGUCGUCAACACAAACAAACCAAUUUGGUUCUACUGUGCUCAAGCAAAUCCAAAAUCACAUUGUCAAUCCGGCAUGGUCCUUGGUAUCAAUCCCGCUGGUAGAUUCGAUACUUUCUUAGAAAAAGCAAAUAAUAGUGGUAACUCCACAGUCUUUCCCUCUGAAACUGGAUAUAUCACCGGCGUUCCAGCUCCGACUGGUACUUACGUUACUAAGACUGGAUCUUGGAUCAGUGGGGUUCCAGCUCCCUCUGGAUAUUCCUCGACAAUUUCUGAGGAGGCGACAUAUACUCCUUUCUACAAGUAUCCUUCUAUCAAGAGAAGAUCAUUCCAGGCAUAA